Molecule: messenger RNA, 1014 nt
Organism: Rhagoletis pomonella (apple maggot)
Lineage: Eukaryota; Metazoa; Arthropoda; Insecta; Diptera; Tephritidae
Exons: 3
Coding region: 1-1014 (337 amino acids)
Source: RefSeq, a predicted model, not a curated record
AUGCCGAACGACCGUUACGACUUACGAAAUUCAAAAAAGUCAGAUUCUAGCGAAGAGGAUUUGUUUCACGACAGCGUAAUGAGCGACGAGGUAAAAGACCAACUGCAGAUGGUGCAAAAUAGCAUCGAAGUUUUGCAAAAUGCAAUUAUUCCACUAUGGUUUGCUCAACUGGAGCGAGCAUUUCGACUCAGUGAUAUCACAUCAGAUAUCGAUAAAUUCGACUGGGUUACGAUUCAUCUGGAGCACGAUAUUUUGUUAACUGUCGAAGAUCUUAUAACACAGCCGCCCGCAGAUAAUCGCUACAAUAUUCUCAAAGGCAGGCUCCUGGCAAAAUAUUCUGAAUCGGCGGAAAGUAAGCUGCGUCGCCUGCUGCAAGGUGGAGACACUGCUGGAAUGAAGCCGUCUGAAAUUUUAUCGCACAUGAAACGACUCGCACCUGACCCGGGGAGUGCCGCAGUCAUACGAACAUUGUUUUUGGGACAAAUGCCUAGUUCGGUUCGACCUCUGUUGACUGUGUGGAAAGAGGAUAACCUCGAGCAGCUAGCGCAAAUCGCUGACAAAAUGUUGGAAGCGGUUAACUCGAACUCCAUCAACAUGAUAGCUACACACGGGGCUGAGUUGUAUGCUCAAGCCCCCACAGUUAAUGCCAUAGCUAACGAGAAUACCCCAUUAACAGAAAUCGCUAGCACACUCAAAUCACUUGCCGUUGCUGUUAAACAACUUCAAAGUGAUGUCAAAAUUUUGAAACGAAAUCCAUCUCAACGAUCAUCAUCCAAGGGUCGUUCUCCUAGCCGUAAUACACCAAGUACUAGUGACCAAGCUGAAGCUGCUCAUUUCCUCGUGGAUUCGGGCUCAGUGGUUUCUGUCAUUCCACGUAACUUCGUCAAGACGGCAGUUAAAUCAAAAUCACUUCAACUCUAUGCAGCUAAUCAAACAGCAAUUCAGACCUACGGAAACCAUGUGUUACAACUGGAGCUGGAAUUGCGACGAGCAUUUAGUUUGGCAUUUAGUUAG